CGCCUUACAGCAUCUCCAACAUUGACUAUUGUCCAAUAGACUACUGCCGAGGCACGCUUUGUAAAGAUGACUUCAUCCCGCCCAACCACAGAAGAGCAGCCAAACCCUAAACAAAGUCCACCAGCUCUUCCACCUCAGCUCGACACCACAUGCCAUAAAUCGUCACUGUGCUGUCAUACGCAAAGCUAAACCAGCCAUUCCGUAUAAAAGCGGCACAGAUGCCAUUUGUUCAAACUCCCAUCCUUAAUCGCAACAUCCCAAUCCAUAUUCUUGAUCCAAAACCAAUUGACACCCAAAACUUCAAUAAUCUCAACCUCUAAUUCACAAUGAAGAAAGCUGCACCUGCUCCAAACGCUGCCCGAGAUGCCGGAUCACACGAUCAUAUGCUCCAAGGAGGUCAUGCCAUAAUGAAGGAUGACCCGGAGGAUUUCAACGCUCCCAAGCUUUCCGAGAACAUGUCGAAGCAGACUGGUCUUGGAGGAUCCAAGCAGGGCAACUUGCAGGGCGGCCUCGGCACUGGCGAUAGUAUGAGGCAGCGAGACACUCAAAGCCAUGUAGGUCAAACAUGCGUUGGUAUACAAUUGUGCUGACUAGUAUGAGUGAUGAAUACGGCCACGUAAAAACGAGACUGCAUUGCCGAUUCGAAAAGUUGACAUCAAUGGGAUAUGCACACGAUAAUAGG
Messenger RNA from Trichoderma harzianum CBS 226.95, 682 nucleotides. RefSeq lists its product as hypothetical. The transcript has a single exon. The record is from RefSeq and is a predicted model, not a curated record. Lineage: Eukaryota; Fungi; Ascomycota; Sordariomycetes; Hypocreales; Hypocreaceae. Bases 327 to 590 code for a protein of 87 amino acids.